UUGGAUUGGAGUAAUGGACAUAAUGUUUAUUUAAGCGAAAGGACGACUGGGACUUAAAAGCGUUGGAACAGCUUGAAAAUUGAAAUGCUACAAAAUGGAGCCAAUGGCCUUGGGAUCCCCAACCACGACUCCUUCUCAGUCUCCAAAUAACGCAGGAGCUAAUUCAGCUUAUUUACCAGGAUUCCUGCUCGGAGAUAACAAUGUGCAAACCAGAAUAGGAGUAAUAACUCCUGAAUCGUCUCGUUUUGUGCACGCAAGUCCCGGAAACUCGCAUUCUCCUGUAUCUAGUUAUUCACCUAAUGAAUAUAGAUUAAAUAGGCAGAAAGCAAUGUUUGGAGGAGGUAACAUUGCAAAUAUAUCGCAAAUGGGCAUUGAAAAUCAUGUUGGUGGACCUCCAAUAAAAUCUCUCUAUGAAAGUUUGGAAACAAGACGACAGUCAUUAGGAACUUCAUAUAACUCUUCGAUAAAUAAUCAAAGUAUGAACCAAUCGAGACUCUUAGGAGCAGGAUUUUGCAAUAAUACUUUAAAUUCUCCGACCUGUGAUACACCAAUUAAUACUACGCACAACGAAUCUACGCAAGGACUACUGCAAUGGGUCACAGUUUUUGGGUUCCCUACAAGUGCUUUAAAUACAGUUUUAUCGCAUAUUUCAAGCAGAGUAAGGGUCAUUGAUAAACAUCCUGCACCACAUGCACAGAGCAAUUGGAUCCAUUUAAAAUGUUCGACUGAACAGGAAGCUCAACGAGCUCUCGCUUGCAAUGGAAAUAUUGUUUCUGGCUCCAUUAUGAUAGGUAUUAUUCCUUGUACAGAUGAAGGCGUUAUUCUUGGUGCAGAUAAGGAAUGUCGGACAAAAUCGAAUGUUAGUGCGAGAUUAUUUUCUACACCAUCAAAGGGUACAUGUAUUUCUGGAUUAAAUACAUCUAGAACCCCGGUUAGAGUUCAAAAUGCUCGACCUUUGGUUUCGGGUUACAAUCAACAUUUGAAUUCACAAGCUGUUAGAUCACCAGAGAAUGUUCCACAUAAGUCAACAGAUUUAGUUUCAAAAACACUUGAAUACGUCUUUAGAUGGUGAAAAUAAUUUUAAUAUUGAUGGUAUCGAACAACAGUCGGUAAAUAAGUAUUGUAAUUUAUGUUGAAAAGUUAUUAUCGAUUCCUCUCUUGGAAUCUAAAAUUAUAAUUUUUUAAAAUGAAU
Molecule: messenger RNA, 1192 nt
Organism: Ceratosolen solmsi marchali
Lineage: Eukaryota; Metazoa; Arthropoda; Insecta; Hymenoptera; Agaonidae
Product: nucleoporin NUP53-like
Exons: 4
Coding region: 95-1072 (325 amino acids)
Biological process (GO): NLS-bearing protein import into nucleus; nuclear pore organization
Cellular component (GO): nuclear pore nuclear basket; nuclear membrane; nuclear pore central transport channel
Molecular function (GO): nucleic acid binding; structural constituent of nuclear pore; phospholipid binding
Source: RefSeq, a predicted model, not a curated record